Molecule: messenger RNA, 2333 nt
Organism: Drosophila biarmipes
Lineage: Eukaryota; Metazoa; Arthropoda; Insecta; Diptera; Drosophilidae
Product: condensin complex subunit 2-like
Exons: 3
Coding region: 129-2228 (699 amino acids)
Biological process (GO): mitotic chromosome condensation
Cellular component (GO): condensin complex
Molecular function (GO): chromatin binding
Source: RefSeq, a predicted model, not a curated record
GGUCAAUAAUGUCAGUUGUCAAAGGUAGCAACUGCCAGUUGAAUUUAAAGCAUUGCUAGAAGCACGCACGUUCGUCAAUCUCGAUUUUCCUUUUCUGACAUCUUGCUUUUCUUGAACUUUACGGAGGAAUGACUUCCCACCGCUUUGAGACCCCGCUUCGUCGAUCAGCUGCGGACAUCUACCACGGGGGCGUGUCCCGCGUGUUGACCCCGCUGGCCAACAACGAGUUGGAAAGGCGGGAAGCUUGUCGCCGCUCUCUCUUCCAGCAUCAACAGUGCCAAAGCACUCUGGAGUCCAUCGAGGACAACGAAAAGAUCCGCCAGUGCCUGGAGAUGUACAGUAGCAACAAGCUGAGCAAGGACAAUGCUUGGAAUCUUACGCUAAUCGAUUCGCUAGCUAAUUUGCUGGAAGACCAUCACAAGCGGAUGAGCAACUUCAGGCUGGCUGGCUCCUCACUGGAGGCCUCUUCCAAGGUUUAUGGUCUGCGGGUGGACUCCAUCUACAUGGAUGCCAUGCGCAUAUCCGCCGGCCUAAGUGCCCGCACUCUCACGGACAAGCAACUCAACGCUGCCGAGGAUGAUGAUGGACCCCAACCCGAUCAGGCACCGGCUGAGGGGCAAGAUCUAGCAGAUCAAGCUCAAAAAGAAGCAGCACCCAAGCCUAAAAGGCAAAAGAAACCCAAGUCCACCGUGACCAAGAAUAGGGACACUCUCAAUAGCCGCCUAGAUACGGCCUCCUUACAGGAUCCCGUCUUUGGAAAACUCAAAUCCACAGUGGGCUCUAUUAAUGACCCUAAUCGGCUGAUGCACAACAUCCUAACCAGCUUGGACUCCGAGCUGCGCCUGCGCACAACCUACAGGUUCUGGAACAGCGAAGAGUGCACAGAGGAGGUUCAGGACCACACUACCCUUAACGCAGACAUGGAACAGUGGCCGGCUGAAUCGCUGAUAAGUACAACCUUUAUGCGUGAACUGCUUCCCCAUGCUGAAAGUACAAAUCUGCGUCCAUUGCACACUGGCUAUAUCAUCUCAAGUGCUCCUAAUCCCAAGCCCAUGCAGGAUGAAGAUCAGCGUAAUGAGGAACUGGAUAUUGUUGACGAGAUUUCCAUGGCCUUCGACAUCAACGCAGAGUGUGAGCCCAUGCCCGAUUUAGAUGUAGCUGCUCCUCUGGUACUGGAAGUGGACUCCAAUGAGCUGGACGAGCUCACCACCGAGGAGCAAAUGGUGCUCAAAAAUUGUGGCCAGCUACGCAAGCCCACGGAGUUCCUCAAGGAUUUGCGCCCAGUUGACGGAAACUCCAAGCUGGAGUACUGCUACAGGCCGAUGGAGAACAUUUCUCAGUUUUGGGCCGGACCCUCCCAUUGGAAGUUCAAGCGCACGACCAAAGGUCCUGAGGACAACCGAAGUAGACGGCCCAAGAUGUCGUCUCAUCAGACCGUCAGUCGUAAAGCCAAGGCUCUUGCUUAUGACAAAGUGACGGAGGAAGCCUUCGAGCAGCAGGAUUCUACCAAAAGGCAGCGCAGGGCGAAUUUCCUAAAGUGGGACCCUAGAAAACUGGUAUUGCCAACUCAGUUCAACUUGGGCCCAGACUUUUUCUAUAAGUACGACUCGGCACCCAGCAUCAAAUUGUCGAAAGGUGUGGGAGAGCCUGAUUUGGAAAUGGGUGGAGAACUUGUGAUCGGUACGGAUGACGAACUGCACCACGGUGCUGAUAACGACGAGGAUCUAUUUAAUAACGAACUUUUUACCGAUGCUGUUCCUGCUGACGUCAGCAUUGUUGAGGCGAUGGCCUUAGAAAGAUCAAAAGGCAUGUUGGAUAUGACUGCUACCAGCGAAAAUUUACUCUUGGAAAUUGGCACAGAGUUCGAGGGGGCUCCAUCGCAUGUUACCAAAGUUAAUAUACCAUAUGCAAAGCAAGCCAAGGUGAUUGACAUGAAAAAUCUGAAAAGGUCCUGCAACUCGCUGAUUCAGAAACAACUUCUGAACGAUGUGCCUGAGGAUGUGGUACCCUCGCAUCCAAGGAAGAAGGAUGAACAGUAUGCCAAGGGUGUCGCAAGUUUCCAGAAGGUGUACGAAGAACUGCCCAACCAUCUGACCCCCAAAAUGGCGGAUUCGUUGUCCCCGGCGGUUGCCUUCUAUUCUGUUUUGCAUUUGGCCAACGAUUCGAAGAUGCGGCUUAUUCCACAAGAAGACUUAAAGGAUUUUAAAAUACGCAAAAUCUUGGACUAGAAACUUUGAAUAAUUUGUGUUGAAUUUAUAUUGUUAAUUCAUAAUAAUUCAUUCUAAAAUUUACUCAUUUAAUAAAGUCUAAUCGAGGACCCUCCCUUGUGUUUU